This is a messenger RNA of Wallemia ichthyophaga EXF-994, 2145 nucleotides long. RefSeq lists its product as uncharacterized. Gene Ontology annotation, cellular component: cytoplasm; post-mRNA release spliceosomal complex; nucleus. Lineage: Eukaryota; Fungi; Basidiomycota; Wallemiomycetes; Wallemiales; Wallemiaceae. The coding region runs from base 1 to 2145 and encodes 714 amino acids. Gene Ontology annotation, molecular function: mRNA binding. Gene Ontology annotation, biological process: regulation of mRNA stability involved in response to oxidative stress. The record is from RefSeq and is a predicted model, not a curated record. The transcript has 5 exons.
AUGUCAAAUAAAUUUGGGUUGAAGAGGGGUAUUACGGACGUCGAAAUCGAUCAAGUUAUCAGCAGCGCCACUUCCUCCACUGAAACUGCUGCCGCCUUGUUGAGGAAUUCUCCACUGAAUACUCCCGGUGCAGGCGUUGGCGCUUCUGGAAGAGAUGGCCGUACGCAUCUUUUCGUUGGAAAUCUACCUUACAGAGUUCGUUGGCAGGACUUGAAAGAUCUCUUUAGAAAGGCCGGUACCGUCCUCCGCGCAGAUGUCGCUCUCGGUUUGGACAACAGGAGUAAAGGCUACGGCAACGUACUCAUGGGCUCCGAGAUCGACGCCGCUAAAGCUAUUGACCUUUACAACGGCUACGUCUGGCAGACGAGAACCCUUGAAGUCAGGCCUGAUCGCUUGCCACCUGAAUAUGAUUUACCUGGCCCUCAAUCUCAACCACACAACCAGUCUAUCCGUCCCGCGAUGGCUGCUAUUCCACCUCAUCUGCUACACCACUGGAACCAGCCGCUAUUUAACCAUGUGCAUGCUCCUGGUUCUGUUCACCCCCCUCAUCCUGGGGCUCCACCGAGGAUGCUCUCCGAUAGUAUCACCAUCGAUAGAUCCUCCAAUUAUUCAAACAUUGCGCAACAGUUUCCCGAUAACAAUACCAGCACUGUCAUCGAGCCUCUCUUAAACAGAGGCAUAUCUGCUCCUAGUGCUCAUGCAAUGCAGGUACUUGGUUUGUCUCCUCCGAUUAAUCUCACUCCAUCUUCUGCACCCUCGCACUCAAGCAGGACAGUCUUUGUCUGCAAUUUGCCCUACAACCUACAAUGGCAAGAGCUCAAAGAUAUAUUCAGAGCGGCAGGAAAUGUCGUUAGAUCAGAUGUUGCUGCCAACCAAGAUGGCUCUAGCAAAGGUUACGCAGUGCUGACGUUCGCAGUUGAGACUGAAGCAAUCAAAGCUGUGCAGUUGUUCGAUGGAUUUGAGAUAGCUGGACGCCUACUCAAGGUUCAUCUGGAGAGCACUCUCACCAAUUCAACUAGUUCCCGACCACCAGCCCCAUCUUCAAUCAGCAGCAAUGCCUUCUCAGAUUCUUUCAAUCAUAGCAGUGCACAGUCAACACCUAGUUCAGGACUAGGUAUUGUGCCAGCCACGGCAGCUUCCUCGCAUGGUUUCUCAGGUGGAUCGAAUACAUCAGAGGUAUCCAAGUCAUCCCCGUUCACAACGCCGUUGUCUCCACCAGCCGGGGCGCAGCCAUCACCCAGCUAUCCAUUACCUAGAAUGGCGCAAAACGAUUACGCAGAUGCUGCCUUGGCAGCAGCUAAAAAGAUAGAUCACUUGAGCCUUGAAGAUGGAUUCAAUAAAACGGAAGCCAGAUCACCAAAGAGCGUAGCACAUCCUGGAAAAAUAUCUCUUCCACCUGCGACCUUCUCCAACAAUUCAUUCCAACCUCUAUCACACCAGCCACCAUCGAGAGGAGCGGCUGCCCCGCCACCGAUGACACCCUCUAUGCCUGGCUUCUACCUGGGACCAUUCGCAGCGCCAACACCCGGCUAUGUCCCAGAGAUGAUGAGUCCUGGUAUAGGUCCGUUCAGUCCAGGGGUAGUUUCCUCGCCUAGUACUCACUACAACCCUUACUUAAACCCAGCGCCAGGAGCACCGAUAUACUACGGCCCCUCUGCACCCGCUGGCACGCCCGGUGCUAGUUUCAAUCCGAUGUUCCCGCCCGUCUACAAUUUAACAUAUCCACAUUACCAGCAGCACGUUCCCCACGGCCUUAUCGACUACCACCAAGCUGAGUUCGACCAAUAUGGCCACCAAAAGCGACAUGAAAGCCAAGUCGAAAACGAAAAGGAGCACGAGUUGAACGGCACCGCUGAAAAGGUGAACAGGCAGAAAGACCAAACACAUGAGAUCGAUGGGUACCCCUUCCCCAUUAUCACACACAGUAGUGAGUUGACGGAGCAGAACAACGACUCGGCUGUGUCUAGUGGGAGCGACGCUACCACUAUCCCUGCUAAAGAUGCUGAUUUCAGCGAUGAGGUGUUUAAGGAGAGAAUGCAUGUUUUACAGAGAGACAGAGCAUAUUCGCAUGACGCUCCGCUUGAAGGUGAUGCUCAUUCUGCCACCAUCUUCAAGCCGAAAUUACUCCAUCAUUCUAAAACGUAG